CUCCACCGUCCAAAAAACUUGCUCGAGAGAGAACAUCGCAUCUCCACCGUCUAAAAAAAAACUUACUCGACACAACCGCACUGGGUUGUGUUAUCAGGAAAAGGAAAUAAUAAAUACUCUGUCGCCCACUUGAUCGCAUCUUCAUCAAACUUUCUUCUUCUUCCUCAUCGACUCUCCUCCCGACGCGUGUCCUCCUCUCCUCACUCCCCUUCUUUCUAUCUAUUCUCUCCCCCCCCCCCUCCCUUCAUCUCCUACUCUUCCUCCGAUCUUCUCUUUCAAUCCAAUCUCAAUCCUAUACCAUGGAGGAUCCCGACAUCAAGAAGUGCAGACUCACUCCAAAGAUGAUCAUCGCAACUCCUCCUCUCUUAAUCUCCGUAGAUGACGUCAUCGAGCAAGUCAUGCCGUACAUAACCGACUCCAACGAUCGAGACUCGGCCUCCCUCGUGUGCCGCAGAUGGUUCAAGAUUGACUCCGAGACCAGAGAGCACGUCACCAUGGCCCUGUGCUACACCUCCACACCCGAUCGCCUCAGCCGCCGGUUCCCGAAUCUGAGGUCGCUCAAGCUCAAAGGGAAGCCCCGCGCGGCUAUGUUCAACCUCAUCCCCGAGAACUGGGGAGGGUUCGUGACUCCAUGGGUCAACGAGAUAGCUGCGUCGCUACGGAGGCUCAAGUCGGUGCACUUUAGGAGGAUGAUUGUUAGUGAUUUGGAUCUGGAUGUUUUGGCUAAGUCGAGGUUGGAUGAGCUUGAGGCUUUGAAGCUUGAUAAGUGCUCUGGGUUCUCUACUGAUGGACUGUUGAGCAUCGUUAGGCACUGCAGGAGAAUAAAAACAUUGUUAAUGGAAGAGAGUUCUUUUCUUGAGAAAGACGGCCAAUGGCUACACGAGCUUGCUCUCCACAACACAUCUCUCGAGGUUCUAAACUUCUACAUGACUGAGUUCAACAAAAUCAACCCCAAAGACUUGGAAACCAUAGCUAGAAACUGCCGCCGCUCUCUGAUCUCUGUGAAGGUCGGCGACCUAGAGAUUCUGGAACUAGUUGGGUUCUUUAAAGCUGCAACUAACCUUGAAGAGUUCUGUGGUGGCUCCUUGAAUGAGGAUAUUGGAAUACCCGAGAAGUACAUGAACCUCACUUUCCCACCAAAACUAUGCCGUUUGGGCCUCUCUUACUUGGGAGCUAAUGAAAUGCCUAUACUGUUUCCGUUCGCUGCACAAAUCCGGAAGCUGGAUCUGCUUUAUGCGUUGCUGGAGACUGAGGAUCACUGUACACUCAUUCAAAAGUGUCCUAAUUUGGAAGUUCUUGAGACAAGAAAUGUAAUAGGAGACAGGGGUCUAGAGGUUCUUGCACAGCACUGCAAAAAGUUAAAGCGGCUAAGGAUUGAACGAGGUGCAGAUGAACAAGGAAUGGAGGACGAAGAAGGCUUAGUCUCACAAAGAGGACUAAUCGCCUUGGCUCAAGGCUGCCAGGAGCUAGAAUACAUGGCUGUCUACGUCUCAGACAUAACCAACGAGUCUCUCGAAAGCAUAGGCACCCAUCUGAAAAACCUCUGCGACUUCCGCCUUGUCUUACUCGACAGGGAAGAGAGAAUCACAGACCUGCCACUAGACAACGGAGUCCGUUCCCUCUUGAUAGGGUGCAAGAAGCUCAGACGCUUUGCGUUCUAUCUCAGACAAGGCGGUUUAACAGACGUGGGGUUGAGCUACAUUGGAAGGUACAGCCCCAACGUGAGGUGGAUGCUUCUCGGUUACGUUGGCGAAACAGACGAAGGGCUGAUGGAGUUCUCAAGAGGCUGUCCGAGUCUACAGAAGCUAGAGAUGAGAGGGUGUUGUUUCAGCGAGCGAGCUAUCGCUGCAGCGGUUAUGAGGCUGCCUUCGUUGAGAUACUUGUGGGUACAAGGGUAUAGAGCAUCGACGAGGGGACAAGAUUUGAGGUUGAUGUCUAGACCGUACUGGAACAUUGAGCUGAUACCGUCUAGGAGAGUACCGGAAGUGAAUCAGCUCGGAGAGGUUAGAGAGAUGGAGCAUCCGGCUCAUAUAUUGGCUUACUACUCUUUGGCUGGUGAGAGAACAGAUUGUCCACCAACUGUUAAAGUACUAAAGGAGGAGACAUGAUGAUGAUGUAUGAUGAUCCAAAGCAGGUUUGUACAUAAAAAGUUUGGUUAUUAUAUCAUUUUCAGUCUCUGAGUUUUGGGGGUUACCAUGAGCUGUGUGAUGUGAUGAUGGCUUCUUUUUGUUGGUUCUCUUGUUUGUUGUCUGGUUAGUGGUUUUUGAGAUAUUAUAUAAGUAUCUUUGUUUGUAAGAGAGUAUAUUACUUUUUUUUUUUACUUCUC
Brassica oleracea var. oleracea is the source of this 2326-nucleotide messenger RNA. RefSeq names its product coronatine-insensitive protein 1-like. Bases 300 to 2108 code for a protein of 602 amino acids. The transcript has 3 exons. Gene Ontology annotation, cellular component: SCF ubiquitin ligase complex. Gene Ontology annotation, biological process: SCF-dependent proteasomal ubiquitin-dependent protein catabolic process. NCBI's taxonomy places the organism in Eukaryota, Viridiplantae, Streptophyta, Magnoliopsida, Brassicales, Brassicaceae. The record is from RefSeq and is a predicted model, not a curated record.